AGAUUAGUGGCUUGAAACAGUUAAAAUAUGGGUAAUCAUUCAACUGCUGAAAACAAAACUAAAGACCCAGCAACGGAUUAUUCGCAAGAUUUUUCGAACUACACUUUUAUUAACGAAAUAUGGGUUGUAAAACCUGCAUCACAAAUAAUCGUCGAAUCCACAGUUUUCCUCCCUAUCUUAAUUUUUGGCAUUUUCGGAAACAUUUUAUCAAUAUAUGUUCUUAUCAGGAACAGGCACAUCUGCACCCCAACAAAUGUACUUAUCGGAAAUAUGGCUGCAGCUGAUUUACUGUCAUUACUAAUCCACCCCUGGAUUUUUCUUGUAUAUGACUUUUUCCAAAAUUACCAGUUUGGUAGUUUUAUCUGCAAAACUGAAGCAACAAUCGAAUGUGCUAUAUUACUGACAAGUGUAACAAGUGUUUCUGCAAUUAGUUAUGACAGACUAACAGCUAUUCUGCUACCACGAGAAUCAAAAUUGACCAAAAGAGGUGCCAAGUUCAUCAUAGCAAUUGCAUGGGUGGUCGGGUUGUUAAUCUCUAGUCCAUUGUUCUUUUAUAGAAAUUACAAGGAACGCCAGUGGAAAGAUUUUUUGGAAAAAUUUUGUACUGAAAAUACUUUCAUGACAACUAUUUACUGGCACGUUAUCAUAACAGUUCUAGUCUGGCUACCAUUAACCAUUCAGCUAAUUUGCUACGGAUCUAUAUUCAUAAAGCUUCGCAAAUACGAGAAAGUGGUUUCACGAAAACUGGACCAGCGUCAAGUCGAUUACAAGAAAAAAGCAGUUCGCAUGAUGUUCUCCAUGAUUUUGACAUUUUUAAUAUGUCGAUUACCUUUUACUGCACUGAUUUUCUAUAGAGAUGAAAUCCAAAGUAGCCUUUCUCAAGGUGCACUAGUACAAAAUACGGCUAGUGGAGCGUAUCAUAACUUCUGGUUAUUAUCAAAGUUUUUCAUCUUUGUAAACGCUGCUCUGAAUCCUUUGAUUUAUAGUGUGACGAAUGAAAAAUUUCAAAGAGGAUUUAAAACGACAAAAUUAUCGAAGUGGUUAUUCCCUCCUGAAAAAAUUAAACCAAAAAUUGUGACACCAAAACCAACUCUCAAAACUCCGGAAACGUCGACGCUGUUUAAGCGGAGUUUGUUUUUUAUUUUUAAAAAAAGACAAAAGUUAAGUACUGCCUUGACUGAUGUUGGCAGUGAAAUUUCGAUUGGAAAAUAUGAUGUGCAAGUGAAUUAAAGAAAAUUGUGUAUCUGAAAUGUAUAAUUUGUCUUU
Zophobas morio is the source of this 1266-nucleotide messenger RNA. Its product is annotated as C-X-C chemokine receptor type 2. Bases 28 to 1230 code for a protein of 400 amino acids. The record is from RefSeq and is a predicted model, not a curated record. Lineage: Eukaryota; Metazoa; Arthropoda; Insecta; Coleoptera; Tenebrionidae. Gene Ontology annotation, cellular component: neuron projection; plasma membrane. Gene Ontology annotation, molecular function: neuropeptide binding; neuropeptide receptor activity. Gene Ontology annotation, biological process: G protein-coupled receptor signaling pathway. The transcript has 5 exons.